This is a messenger RNA of Saccostrea cuccullata (small rock oyster), 316 nucleotides long. RefSeq names its product peroxynitrite isomerase THAP4-like. The annotation marks the transcript as partial. The transcript has a single exon. The record is from RefSeq and is a predicted model, not a curated record. Lineage: Eukaryota; Metazoa; Mollusca; Bivalvia; Ostreida; Ostreidae.
AUGGUAAUACAAUGCGUCGUUUUUAAAUGUUCUAACAGACAAGGAAGUAAAACCAAAGAGAAAGGUGUGAGUUUUUUUCGCUUCCCUAAAGACAGGAAGAAGAGAGCAGCUUGGAUUAGGGCCAUCAAUAGAGAUAACUGGUCUCCAAAUGAGUACAGCAGGGUUUGUUCCGAACAUUUUGUGGAAUCAUGGCACAGUGACGACCCUGCAGAUGAGAACUAUCGUCUAACCUUAUUUAAAUAUAAAAUAAAGCCAAAGUCGAAGUCGGAGACUGCCCGCAAUGCCAGACAUAGCAAAAGAAUUUUACUUCAGGCAG